Molecule: messenger RNA, 3082 nt
Organism: Setaria italica (foxtail millet)
Lineage: Eukaryota; Viridiplantae; Streptophyta; Magnoliopsida; Poales; Poaceae
Product: protein NRT1/ PTR FAMILY 5.9-like
Biological process (GO): transmembrane transport
Cellular component (GO): membrane
Molecular function (GO): transmembrane transporter activity
Source: RefSeq, a predicted model, not a curated record
UUUCAGGUUAGUGAAUGUGAGCAUCAUUCGUGAUGUUGCAAAAUUAGUUUGGUCUAUGUUUGUUAGCACUUAGGUGACCAUGCCAUCAUUGGAAGAGGGAUGGCAACGUCUGCAUACAAAGGUACUUCCAAUGCAUGGACCUAGUGUAAUAAGUGCAAAUGUAGUUGCUACUCUGUCUGCCAUAUUAAAAUUAAAAAUUGUCAUCAGCUUUGGGAAGUUCAGAGAAAAAGGGAUCCUCAAUACUAAUGCAGGGAAACGGGGUUGGUGAACUCCACAUCAGAAAGCACCUCAGGAUGUUUUAGUCUGUGUGUAGAUGAUGUCCACUUUGCUUAUCUUUUUUCUGAUAAAAACUGCUUAAAUGAUUGAGCACUGCUGCAUUGUAAACUUACUAGCACCCUGUGACUUAGGAUGAUUAGAUGUUAUUUAGGUUCCACCUGACAAGCAAGGAAUCUCCACAAGCAUUGUUAUAAAUUAAAAAUGUAACGCCAAAUAUUACAUCAGGUGCCCCUUUGGGCUUCCUGUGAGCAUUAUGUGAUCUUGACCUUAUCGCCAUAUAUCAUCCAGUUUAUCGAGUUCUGUUCACUACCUUGCAUCUCUACAAUGGUUGCAGAUUUCAUUCACAAUCUGAACUUUUAGUAUUGUGCGCUUUCUUGAAUACCAUGUUGUGCUAGUUUACUGUUAAUUCUCAUAGGCCAGGUAUAUAGUCACUAAUAAUGUUUUGUGACUCUAGGCACUCUACAGAAGUUGGUGCUUUCUCUUUGACAUGCCAUUUCCGAACUAUGCGACUAAACACAUUUAUCAAAUUCAACUUAUUACUUGUUCCUAGAUAAGAUCUGCCAUAUUGUAUUUCUGUUUUAUUGAAACAAAUACCUGAAAAUAAAUUGUCCAGUUCAUAAAUUCAGUGCGACUAAGUAACAUGCAAAAUGCCAGAGACUAGAAAUGUUGGUUGGAAUUCCUCUAUUCUAGGACUUCUACUUUUAUAUUAAGAAUUCAUAAAAAGAUAAAUCUGUAAAUUUGUGGACAUGGCAAUUGUGGUCACCCUUUUCCUCUAUUGUGGAGUUAGCACUAAUCCCAAUGGGCAGGGAUAUUAAAUCACACCUGUCUUUGUUCAGAAUACCCAUAGUAUAUGUAAACUUUUGAAGGAGCUGAGUGAGGCAUCUUGGUUUCCACUGUUCCUCAUGGAUUCAGAACAGAAAUCUGCAGCACUGAGCAAGCCAUGCGUUCUCAUUAUAGUGGUGGCUAGUGUGGAGAGAUUUGUUUACAAGGGGGUAGCCUCAAAUCUUGUGACUUACCUUACUGAUGUUGUGAAGUCAUCCUCAGCUGCUAAGAGUGUUAACACAUGGAAUGGUGUCACGUCCAUGCUUCCAUUGGCUAGUGCCAUUCUUGCUGAUUCUUUCUGGGAUCGUUAUUCUACCAUAUCAUGCAAAAGCUUAACCUUUUCUAUCAUUCUCUUGAUUCUUGAUCAGGGCCUUGCAGGUUUAGCCUCUUGGGCCAUGCUGCAUUCAUGGUUGCCACGUUCUUUGUUGUUUUUGCCCCUGUACUUGAUCUCAGUUGGGCAGGGUGGAUACGACCCUUCAUUGCAAGCAUUUGGAGCUGACCAACUGCUGAUUGAAGAUGAUAAGGAAUCUCUCCCAGCUGAACAGAAGAAUCAGGUGAAGGGUUUGUUCUUCCAGUGGUGGUAUUUUGGCAUAUGCAGUGGUAGCCUCUUGGGGAACUCCAUGUCAUACAUACAAGAUACAUUUGGCUGGGGUCUUGGAUUUGCCAUUCCUUGCGGUGUCAUGAUCUUAUCUGUCAUCGCAUUCUGUUUUGGAAAUGCUCUGUAUACUCGUAAAGAACAGAAUACUGCUAACAAACCUUCAUGGAGCAUUUUCAAAGUACUGAAGGAAGCUUUACAUAUAUCAUUUACUCGAAAGGUCCGUUUGCCAGCUAGAGCUGAUGAUGACAGUGGCAUUUCCGAACUGGAGUUAGAAGAGAAGGCUCUUAAAGAUGAGUUUACUGAUCCGAGAGAGACAGGCAAUGGCCAUGACGCUACACCUAAUGUCACCAAGACAAUACUGAGGCUUCUGCCGAUCUGGACAACACUGCUGAUCUUUGCGGUCAAUUUUCAGCAGCCAAUGACGUUUUUCACCAACCAUGGGAUGCUGAUGAACCACAAGGUUGGCAGCACCUUUGUGAUCCCUCCAGCAACACUCCAGAGCUCGACGACGAUGUCGGUAAUACUACUCAUGCCACUGUACGACAAGAUCUUCGUUCCUCUGAUGCGCUUGUUCACUCGGGAGGAGAAGGGGAUCACCGUGCUCCAACGGACCGGCAUCGGCAUGGUCCUCUCAGUUGUGGCCAUGGUCGUCGCCGCCGCUGUCGAGUCGAAGCGGCUCCAUCUCACCAGCGAAGGAGACGCAACGCAGCUGAGCAUCUUCUGGCUGCUCCCACAGUACAUCCUCCUGGGAGUAGCAGAUGUGUUCACGGUCGUCGGGAUGCAGGAGUUCUUCUACACGCAGGUCCCCAGCUCCUUACGGACCACCGGCAUCGCGCUCUACCUCAGCGUCUUUGGCUUCGGAAGCUUCCUCGGCGCCUUCCUGAUCUCGGUCCUCGAGAUGACGACCGCGAUGUUGGGCGAGGGCCAUGGGUGGUUCUCCGAUGAUCCGCAGCAAGAACGCUUGGACAAGUACUACUUGUUCCUGGCUCUUGUGAGCACCAUCGGCUUUGUUUUCUUCACGUAUCUCUGCAAGUACUACAAUGACCCGGAGGCCGGAGGUGCCUGACGGGAGACUAGCUCCGCUAUCACAGGCUGCCGGCGUGUGUACAAGUACAAACAGCUAAAUGUACCAAUCAUUGUCAUCGCACUGUCACAGCCGUUUGUCUAUUUAUAAAACUGAUCUGGCUCUGCUGAAUCCAGGUCAGCAGUUUAAAACUGCUGAAGGGUCACCUGAGCACCCAAGAAACUGAUUUGAUUCUGCUGACUGAAGGACUGGUUCUUGGGCACCAUCGGCUUUGUGUUCUUCACAUGUCUGUGCAAGAUGCAUCGACCAGCUUUGCUCUAACUGGUUCGCAGCUUGCAUGCAAACUAUAAUCAACUUUCAUC